AUGACUGAAGGAAUAAUUAUAUCGGAUUCAAUAAUAAAGGAGAAAGGCCGCCAUUUUGCAGAAGAAAAAGUAAAAGUGACUGUAUUAUUUUGCUCCAAUUUGACUGGUUCUCAUAAGUUUUGUCCACUGGUUAUUGGCACUUCUAAAAAACCCCAAUGCUUUAAUGGUUUAAAUAUUUUACAAUUACCUGUAACAUAUAAAACUUCUCACAUUGUUCUGGAAACAAUUGAAACUUGGGAUGAUAAUAUAGAUAAUAUAGAUGAUGAAAUGUUAUCUGAGAAUGAUUCUAUUGAUAAAAUGGAAGAGCUCCAAGAAGAAUUCAGUUAUUUAGAGACUAACUUAUUUCCAGAGGCUGAAAGAGAAUAUCUUGAAGCAUUAGGAAUAUUAGAACCUAUUUCGCAAUUUCAUCAAACAGAUAUUAUUAGUUCAGGAUGUGAAUUAUUAGAUGAUCAUUAUCAAGUUGAAAUAGGAAAAGAAA
Messenger RNA from Diversispora eburnea, 478 nucleotides. NCBI's taxonomy places the organism in Eukaryota, Fungi, Glomeromycota, Glomeromycetes, Diversisporales, Diversisporaceae. The record is from the annotation of a GenBank genome assembly.